This is a messenger RNA of Aspergillus vadensis CBS 113365, 335 nucleotides long. RefSeq lists its product as uncharacterized. The record is from RefSeq and is a predicted model, not a curated record. Bases 1 to 324 code for a protein of 107 amino acids. Lineage: Eukaryota; Fungi; Ascomycota; Eurotiomycetes; Eurotiales; Aspergillaceae. The transcript has a single exon.
AUGGAGUGGUCUGAUGAUGUCGCUUUCGCGAAACAAACCUUGGACUCCUGGGUCUCGGCUGUCGACUGGCUCGUCUCUUAUCGGAGUAAGGCCACCGCCCUUAUUGACUUAAACAAGCUCCAAAAUGCGUUCCGGGGGCCUCCCAGUGGCUCUGCUAUUAACACUGCUGCUGUGAAGGCGUUCCAAGGUAUGGCUUCCGUCGCUGCCGCUGUCAACGACGUCUUACCUCUAAAGAGUUUAAGUUUUACAACUUCCCAGAGCCCCUUCCAGAGAUUCUCCACAAAAUCCUCUCAGGUCAUCGAGACAAUUCACUUAAUAAUAUGACUAUACUGGAU